This is a messenger RNA of Diachasma alloeum, 2229 nucleotides long. RefSeq names its product putative ATPase N2B. Gene Ontology annotation, molecular function: ATP hydrolysis activity; ATP binding. The record is from RefSeq and is a predicted model, not a curated record. The transcript has 7 exons. Lineage: Eukaryota; Metazoa; Arthropoda; Insecta; Hymenoptera; Braconidae. Gene Ontology annotation, cellular component: cytoplasm; mitochondrion. The coding region runs from base 717 to 2075 and encodes 452 amino acids.
UCUGUGCUCUUAUCAUAGACUCGACAUCCUGCUGGUCAACAAUCCCCGCCAGUCCCUGAAUGAAAACCUCAGGAGCUGUGUAGUUCUGAAAGCACUCAAAACUUCCAGCAUCGGACUCCGGGGUGCCCUGAGCUGCUGCCAUUUUCCCUCGCUAUUUAUUAUCUCCAACAAUCAGAGAUAAUCCUCCGUCAUUUCACUUUGAUCAGCCUCUUCUGAGAUCGCUGCAACCGUAUCUCCAUCCUUCGUACGUUUUCUCCAUCAAAACACAACGGGCUCUAUCGAUUUUCGUCACUCCGAAAUGUUUUUCUUGGUUAACCCCGCACACACGUAUGCUAUGACGCACACACAUACACGCACGCAGGCCUAAGCGUCCGCCAUUGAUCGAAAAAAAAAGGAAACUACAUCACAAACGGAAGAUGCAGCCACACCAUGCGGUGUAGCUCCAAACUUGGCGCGCACUGCAAACAAAAUUGAAAGAUUGCGAGAAAAGUCACAGUCACAUGACGACUGUAACAUUAAAUAAUUAUCGAGUCAUUAGCGGUGUGCCUCGGUCACUGAAAAAAAUUGUCGACAAUUAUUGGACGGUCAUUACAUAAACGUCUAUAUCUGCAGCCGAAUCGCGCGAGUGGUCCAAAAUAAAUCACCUUGACUGCAAGACAAUUCAAUCUUUAGUGAAAAUUAUCUGCGAGUGGACAUCCUCGAUUGUCAUCCAGAUAAUGGCCUUCUACUUGAUGAAAGUGCCCUCGGUGUCUAGUAGCAUUAACCAGUGGCUGCAUCGAACCUGUCAAAUAGUCAUUACACGUGACUUCGUUGAGGCCCCACCGAGGACGAAGGGCGGCCCCAUCGAGGUGCUGAGGGGUCGCAUCUCCAGAGGGGAACUCCUGGAGGAUGAGUAUCAGAUGAAAAUUGCUCAGAACCUUCAGACUGUCUUUGAACAUGUGCAUAAAUACACACCGGAGAAGCCAGGCUUCUUCAGCAAGUGGAUUGGAAAGGGAAAGAGGAGGAGAAAACCUCCUAAGGGAUUGUACCUCUAUGGUGCUGUUGGGGGAGGUAAAACAAUGUUGAUGGAUCUUUUCUAUGAUUGUUGUCAGGUUGAAAACAAACAAAGGGUGCAUUUUCAUUCCUUCAUGCUGGAUGUGCACAAUAAAAUUCACGAAGUCAAGAAGACAAUGGUAAGGGACUACAGUAGUACGAAGCUUGAGCCAUUUGAUCCGAUCCCCCCAGUAGCUGAUAUGAUAACCCAGAGGGCAUGGCUCCUCUGUUUCGACGAAUUUCAGGUGACCGACGUAGCCGAUGCCAUGAUUCUCAAACGAUUAUUCACCUGCCUCUUCGAUAACGGAAUUACUGUGAUAGCCACCAGUAACAGAUCUCCCGACGAUUUAUACAAGAAUGGACUGCAGAGAGGGAAUUUCGUGCCCUUCAUCCAAGUACUUAAGGACCACUCUGUGGUGGAGUCUUUAGACUCUGGGAUUGACUACAGACUGAUGAGGGCAGGCUCCAGCAAAGAGACGACUUACUUCAUCAAGGGUGAGGAUGCUGAUGAUGCUGUUGAUAAAGUUUUCAAGUACUUAUGUUCCAUGGAGAAUGAUAUUGUGAGGCCUAAAGUACUUUCCAUAAAAGGGAGAAAUGUUUCUUUCAAGAAAACUUGCGGACAAGUGAUGGAUUCAACUUUUGAGGAAUUGUGCGAUAGGCCUCUCGGAGCCAGUGAUUACCUAGAGCUCACCCAGGCAUUUCACACAAUCAUCAUCAGAGAUGUCCCCCAAUUAAAUUUGAAGCUCAAAUCGCAAGCCAGAAGGUUCAUUACACUGAUUGACACUCUCUACGAUAACAGAGUGAGAGUUGUUGUCUCUGCAGUUGCCCCCCACAACAAAUUAUUCGUUCCCGAGGAAGACGCUGAAUACACAGAUGAGAAACGAAUGCUGAUGGACGAUCUAGCCAUAUCCGGUGGUUCAGAUAAUCACAGGUCAAACCUCUUCACUGGUGAGGAAGAACUGUUUGCAUUCGAUCGAACAGUCUCAAGACUUGCAGAAAUGCAAACGAAAGACUACUGGGAUCAAUGGGAGCAUCACAGAUAAUAUGACUGAACUUUAGUAAUGAAAAUAUUGAAUUCAGAUUAAUUGAGCGAACAAACUGAGUAAUUUAAUAUUAAUUUAUGUAUUUAUUUGUUAUUGUGUUUAGGAAGUAAUAAAUUCUCUUGUACAUAGGACUGUAAUAAACAAUUGGAACGAG